This is a messenger RNA of Notodromas monacha, 1059 nucleotides long. Lineage: Eukaryota; Metazoa; Arthropoda; Ostracoda; Podocopida; Cyprididae. The record is from the annotation of a GenBank genome assembly.
UGUCCUCUUCAUUCAGUAAAUUUGUAUAAUGACUUGACUAGACGGUUCCUUCCAUUCUUAGACAGACAGCAGACGAGACGAUCAGUGAAAGUGAUGCUAGCGCACGACUUACAUGGUUAGAAUGACCUUACGCUCAAGUUUUUGAAACUCGGGACGCGUGGGAAAAUCAUGGAUGAAGCUGUGGCAAGGUCGUUGGAAAACUACAUCAUCGUGGACAUCGGUGCCAAUUUAACCAACAAGAAGUUCUCCAAGGAUCUGGAGCAUGUGGUUGCACGCGCCAGAGAUGCGGGUGUGCAGAAGAUCAUGGUGACGGGGACGUCGGUGCAGGGCAGUAAAGAUGCUUUGCGGCUUGCGCGGCUCUACGCGGGUACUCUCUACUGUACGGCAGGCGUGCACCCGCACGAGGCCAAGAGCUGGACAGAGGAUUCUUACUCGACUCUCAAGGAGGUGGCCAACAGCGUGGAAUGCGUAGCUAUCGGCGAGUGCGGCCUGGACUUCAACCGCAACUUUUCAGAACCUGCUGUUCAGAUGGCUGUGUUCGAGAAACAGGUAGGUUUGGCGUGUGACGUGAAAAAGCCGCUGUUCCUGCACGAACGUGACGCCCAUGACGAGUUGGUGGGCGUGCUGAACAAGUUUGGGCACCGGCUACCGGCAGGUGUAGUGCACUGCUUCACGGGCUCUGUGGCCCAACUGGCCACCUACCUCGACAUGGGUUUCUACAUUGGACUCACAGGGUAUUUGUGGAAGGACAAGACGACCGAGGGGUUGCGCCACAUGCUAGAGACGGGCCUUCUGCCGUUGGAGCGGUUGUUGGUGGAGACGGACGCCCCGUUCAUGUUUCCCAACACUCGGGCAUCCAAGGUGCCCUCGCAUGUGCGGGACCGUCUCACGCCAAGGGCCCUCUCCUACCUCCAACGCUACUGCUCAUUUCAGCGCAACGAGCCGUGUUCCCUGCCGGCCACGGUGGAAAUGAUCGCCGCCUUCCUCAACAAGUCCCCGGAGGAUGUUGCUUUGGCCACCACGUUCAAUGCCCUUAAGCUUUUCGGACUCAGCACUUGA